This is a messenger RNA of Adineta ricciae, 915 nucleotides long. The record is from the annotation of a GenBank genome assembly. NCBI's taxonomy places the organism in Eukaryota, Metazoa, Rotifera, Eurotatoria, Adinetida, Adinetidae.
AUGAUGACCAGCAUUGGUCCGUUGUUUGAUAUUAAUCAAUUAAAUGAAGCACAACAAAAGCAAUUUCAGUUUGUUUAUAAUGAAUUAAAACCACAGUAUACAUCUUACUUGGAGUACAAGCUUAGUUUGCCAUUGAAGACACAAGUGAACAAGGAAGAAGAAGAAAAUGAAUGGAAUUAUGAAUUACACAGAUUUUUACGAGCGAGAAAAUGGAAUGUAGAACACACAAUUAAAGCUCUAGAGGAGAUGUUACAAUGGCGAAGAGAUAAUCAAGUUGACUUGGUUUUAGAAGAGGAAGUAACACUACAACGAGCGACACUCUUACAAAAAAUCCUUCCGUAUAUGAAUCAUGGCUAUACAAAAGUCGACCGUCCAUUGUAUAUGGAAAAAUCCGGUAUUAUAUGUGUUGAUAAAAUCUUGAGUGAAUUUACGACCGAACAACUACUUCGGCAUCAUGUUUAUUGGCUCGAACUUAAUUGUCAACGAGCGAGAGAACGUAGUCGACAAAUUGGUAAACAUAUCGAAAGUUUUACAAUCGUUUCCGAUCUACAUGGUUGCAAUAUGGAAAUUCGAAAAAUCUUUCCGCCAUUCAAACAAUCUCUUUAUAUUGAUAACAAUUAUUAUCCGGAACGACUCGGACAAAUGAUCUUUAUUAACCCGCCAACGGUAUUUCCUAUUCUAUGGAAUCUGGUUAAACCUUGGCUCGAUCCGGUCACUAAAUCAAAAAUUGUUGUAAUCAAAAAAGGUCCUGAAGCUACAAACACACUAUUACAAUAUAUCGAUGUAGAGCAUUUACCAGUCGAAUAUGGAGGAAAUUGUCAAUCAUGUCCAACUGCACCGAAUUGUAUUCAAGUGUAUAAUUGGAACAAAGAAGAUACUAAAGAGAAGUCGAAAAAAAUUGAUUUAAUCCUAUAG